AUGGCUUCGAAUGGAGCUCUCCCGCAGACUUUGAAGUCCAUCACCGCCACAAAGAUCAGCGAGCUCUCCAAGCAGCGCGCCUUAUUUGAUUUGCGCAAAACUGAGAUUCUUGCAAUUGCCAACACCGCCCCAGACCUACGCACGCGUGCCCAGGCUUUACUGGAUGGGAUCUCACGCCUGAAAGGAUACCCCAAAGAUUCGCUGGACAAAGAUGACGUGGAUCUUGAUGCUGAUUCCUCGUCCGAUGAAUCAGAGGACACACGAACUGCUCGGGGCGUUGGCCGCCUGCAGCGGGAAGACCAUACCAACAUUCGUCGUUUCCUUUUACAGAGUCGAUAUGACCCUUCCAUCUCCCAGGUAGCCCUUCGCGAUCGAGUCACGCAACUGGAAAAGGAACUGCAUUUUCUGGAGAUCAAACAUGAGCACGGUGAGUUCUACAGUCAGUUGGUUACAGAGUGGUUGUCAGAGUUGGAUGGGGGCAACUCCUCCACGGCGGGUGUCAAUGAAACCAGACCCACCGACUCAGACCCCAAUCUGGAAAGUGUUGGGCGGGCAGAAAUGCACGAACAGCGUGCUACUUGGGAGUCCUUGGUUUUUACCGCUGCUACGCAUGUAAAUGAGGAUGCAAUCCAAUCCUACCUGGAUGAUCUUUUCACCCAGACCAAGCUUUCUCAACAGGCGCUCAAGGAUCUCCGAACGAGCAUUCAGUCGUUUGGGACAAAUCUUGCCUCGAAGGGAGAAUGGCUCGAUGUCGACGAGCUCAAGUGGGUUUCUAACGCACUACUCAAGAGCGACCUACUCAGCGAUGAGAAGACAGCCGUUCUGAAGGAAUUCAUGCGCAAUAAUGAAGUUGCCCAGGAAGUGGCAGAUGUGCUCAACUUGCGCAUUGCAUCAAUUGAUAGCUGGUCCUGGACAGGAGGCUCAGAUGGAAUCCCUGUUAGUAUGCGCCGUCAACUCAAUGGCAAAUACCGGGUUUUCAUGGAUGAAGACCUUCUUGAUGGUCUUCUGCUACAGUACAUUGGGACAACAUGGGCUGUCAAGCUGCGGCAGGUAUUUGAGACAUUCCUAAAAUCCAACGCUUGGAAGCCUUUGCGUGAAGAUAUCCCAGAGAAACAUCAGGAUCUGCGCAAGUACUUCAUUGGCCGCGAAGCCAACUCAAAUGCUGGCAUGGUGAACGAAAUUCGAAAGAAUACAUACAGAGAUGAAUACUUCAUGAGUCAAUUACCCGCCUCAACCGACGAGGGUGCACGGCAAUAUGACGACUGUAACGCCAAACCGAAAAAUGCUCUGGAUACCAAACACUCCCUUCUUCACCUCUUGAUCACGGAGUCCAUCAUCCACAAGCAUCAACGAGGAGAAUUCACCGCAGUCCGGUCUGACUUUGAAUGGUUCGGCCCCUCGAUGCCCCAUACCACCUUGCUCACUGUGAUGAAAUUCUUUGGAGUUUCCGAGCUGUGGAUUAAUUUCUUCAUACUGUUCUUAGAGGCUCCGCUCAAAUUUGCCCAAGAUGGGCCCGAUGCCGGUGUUCAGGUCCGCAAGCGGGGACUUCCAACGAGCCAUACACUCGGUGACUGCUUGGGAGAAUCAGUUCUAUUUUGCAUGGACUAUGCAGUCAAUCAAGCCACAGAUGGGGCUUUCCUGUACCGACUCCAUGAUGAUUUCUGGUUCUGGGGAGCUAAAAGUACUUGCGUCAAGGCAUGGGAGGCGAUGGAAGAGUUCACGCAGGUAAUGGGCCUCAAGUUCAACAAGGAGAAGACUGGAACGGUGCAAAUGGGCGUGAAAAAUAGCCAGGAAGAAUCUUCUCUUCCCACCGGCGAUAUCCGCUGGGGCUUCCUGGUUCUAGAUGAAAAGCAGGAGAGAUUUAUUAUCGACCAAACCCAGGUCAACCAGCAUAUUGAAGAGCUUUCACGUCAACUUUCAUCUUGCAGGAGUGUGUUUGCCUGGGUACAGGCAUGGAACGGUUAUUUCGGUCGUUUCUUUACCAACAACUUCGCAAAGCCAGCCAUCUGCUUUGGCAGAGACCAUAUCGACAUGGCCAUUUCUACCCUGAGUCGUAUCGAAAGCACCCUCUUCAGCAAAACCUAUGAUGCCAAAAGCCCAUCUGAUCCAAUCAAGGGCGUCACCGACUAUCUCCGCACUGUGAUCGCCAAGCGGUUCGAUAUCCACGGACUGCCCGAUGGGUUCUUCUAUUACCCAGUCGAACUUGGCGGCCUGGGACUUUUGAAUCCCUUCAUUGGACUGCUUGCCAUGCGUGAAAACAUCAAACAGACCCCCCGAAAGCUUUUGCAUAAAGCUUCUUUGGCAGAUGAGAGAGGUUAUGAGGCAGCCAAGGAAAAGUUCAAAAAGGACGGCCCUGACCUCACCAGCUCAUUCUGGAACAAGUGGGGCGGAGAGUCCAGGCCCUUCAUGACUCUGGAAGACUACACCCGGUACCCAGAAACGUACAGCUCAGCUCUGUUGAGUGUUUACGUAAAAUUGACUGAAGUGCCGAGCGAGACGAGCGUGGCUCACAGCUCUGGCUUCAGCAAGGAACAGAAUGCACUCGGACCUAAGUUUGCCGGGAAGGGGUCUAUCUCUGCGGACUGGAAUACGAUGUCGCCCUACUGGCGCUGGGUAGCGGAGCUUUACUAUGAAGAAAUGGUUCGUACCUAUGGUACUCUGGCUGCCGUCAACCGCGAGUUCAUGCCCUUGGGUGUCGUGAAGACCUUGCGGGAAGGUCGAUUCAGAUGGCAGGGCUGA
Messenger RNA from Penicillium paradoxum, 2739 nucleotides. RefSeq lists its product as uncharacterized. The transcript has a single exon. The record is from RefSeq and is a predicted model, not a curated record. The coding region runs from base 1 to 2739 and encodes 912 amino acids. NCBI's taxonomy places the organism in Eukaryota, Fungi, Ascomycota, Eurotiomycetes, Eurotiales, Aspergillaceae.